AUUGCAUACUGGUGAUCGACUCUUCGAUGGAAUUUAACAAGAUGCAUGAGGUGCAGUAUGCAAGCCAUGGCUGCUUCUGCAAGUGCCGCCUGUGCGGUAUCAGCCUCUGUCGAGCCAUGCCUACUCGAAACAGCAGUUGUGCCCAUUCGACUAGGCUUCCAUCGCCGAGGUCUCCCAAGUUCAGCUCUUGUUUCGGCGAAGUAAUGGUGAUUUUGUACACGAGCAUUACUUGGAUUGAAGUUAGAUGCCUGAAAGCCAUUUCCGAGAACCAAAUCGAGCAGUCUCAUGGUUCGAAAGGCGAUGAGGCCGUGUAUUCGGGAGCCACGAAGCGCAGCGGAGAUAGGGUGGGACCCAAGAGGCGAAAGGACCGAGAAUCGGAUUGGACACCAUCCAAACGGAACCAACCGGGCGCUGGAUGUCCCCUAGUGCGCCAUUCAACCGCGCCCUCAGCAACAACAGCAGCAUGUGUUCCCAUCACGCUCUGCGAGCGUCCGUCGAACGGAUCACGCUCGACCACUAGCAGUCCACUGACCAUGUGUGUUUUUUUGGGUUCCGGUCACAGCUUUUCUCGUAGAGAUGUCGGUUACUUCGCUGCUGCGUUCGUGGGAGCUUAGAGCGUUAAGGCUAGAUCAGUAUCUCGCGU
Molecule: messenger RNA, 643 nt
Organism: Physcomitrium patens
Lineage: Eukaryota; Viridiplantae; Streptophyta; Bryopsida; Funariales; Funariaceae
Source: RefSeq, a predicted model, not a curated record